Messenger RNA from Haliaeetus leucocephalus (bald eagle), 3000 nucleotides. RefSeq names its product EPH receptor A10 (gene EPHA10). Gene Ontology annotation, biological process: cell surface receptor protein tyrosine kinase signaling pathway; axon guidance; protein phosphorylation. Gene Ontology annotation, cellular component: neuron projection; plasma membrane. Lineage: Eukaryota; Metazoa; Chordata; Aves; Accipitriformes; Accipitridae. Gene Ontology annotation, molecular function: protein binding; ATP binding; transmembrane-ephrin receptor activity. The transcript has 18 exons. The record is from RefSeq and is a predicted model, not a curated record. The coding region runs from base 1 to 3000 and encodes 999 amino acids.
AUGGCUGGGGAGCUGCAGUCCCGGAAGCUGCUCCCUGCGUGCUGGGACCUGACCCCCCGCUCAGGCGGGCGCACCGCGGCACCGAGCUUCCCAGCGGGCGGGCCGGUUGUCCUGUUGGACUCGAAGGAAUCGCAAGCGGAGCUGGGCUGGACCUCGCACCCAUCAAACGGGUGGGAAGAAAUCAGUGGCGUGGAUGAGAAUUACAAGCCGAUACGCACGUACCAGGUCUGCAAUGUCAUGGAGCCAAACCAGAACAACUGGCUGCAGACAGGCUGGAUUGCCAGGCGCGAUGGCCAGAGGAUCUUCAUCGAGCUGAAGUUCACCCUGCGGGACUGCAACAGCAUCCCUGGCGUGACAGGCACCUGCAAGGAGACUUUCAACCUGUACUAUGUCGAGUCUGACUCCGACCUGGGCCGUAGCGUCCAUGAGAGCAAGCACACCAAGAUCGACACCAUUGCUGCUGAUGAGAGUUUCACGCAGGGGGACCUGGGUGAACGUAAGAUGAAACUGAACACUGAGCUGAGGGAGAUUGGGCACCUGAGCAAGAGAGGCUUCCACCUGGGCUUCCAGGACGUGGGAGCCUGCGUGGCGCUGGUCUCCGUGCGCGUCUAUUACAAGAAGUGCCUCGCCACUGUGCAGAACCUGGCUGUGUUUCCGGACACGGUGGCGGAGACGGCCUUUGCAACUUUGGUGGAAGUUAAGGGCACUUGCGUCGCUCACGCUGAAGUGGAUGUGGAUAAUCCCCCCAGGAUGCACUGCAGCGCGGAGGGCGAGUGGCUGGUCCCCAUAGGGAAAUGCACGUGUGGUCCCGGCUUCGAGGAGAAGGAUGGGGGAUGCAGAGCUUGCCUUCCUGGAUUUUACAAGCUUUCCCUCCGUCUCCCUCUCUGCUCCCCUUGCCCUGAGCACAGCUUCACGCAUGAGGAAGCCUCCACGUUCUGUUCAUGCCAGAAGAACUACUCCAGGUCUCCAUCAGACCCACCAUCUGCCUCCUGCACACGUCCGCCCUCUGCCCCACGGAACCUGGUCUACAGCCUGCGGCAGUCGUCGCUGGUCCUGGAGUGGAGUGCCCCGGCUGACGCGGGUGGCCGGAGCGACCUGACCUACAGCCUGUGGUGCAGCCAGUGCCCGGCGGCUCCGCGGGGCCGCUGCGAGCAGUGCGGCAGCAGCGUGGGUUUUGUGCCGCAGCAGACGGGGCUCGUGGACCGGACCGUCACCCUGGUGAACCUGCUGCCUCACAUCAACUACACCAUCCGCGUGGCGGCUGUCAACGGCGUCUCGGGCGUCAGCCCGCUGUCAGGGCAGCAGUACGCCGAGGUGAACGUCUCCAUCAGCCUCGCAGCGCCGACUCCUGUCACUGACAUCCGCACGGAUAAAGUUGAGCAGAAGAGCAUCUCCUUGUCGUGGCAGGAGCCGGGCUUCCCGACCGCCAACGGCACCGAGUAUGAGGUCAAGUACUACGAGAAGGAUCAGAGAGAUCAAAGCUACUCAACUGUGAAAACCACGUCAACGGCCGUGACGGUCAAUAACCUGAAGCCUGGCACCCUCUAUAUUUUCCAAAUCCGGACAUCUUCCUCGCCGGACUACGGAAACUACAGCCCUAGUAUUGAAGUGGAGACGCUGGCAGAGUUGACGGUGGCCUCCAGCGAGCAGAACCCCGUCCUCAUCAUCGCAGUGGUGGCCAUCGCAGGGCUGACGGUGCUGGUGUCCAUGGUGAUUGGCAUGAUGGUCUGGAGGAGACAGUGUGGGUACAGCAAAGCCAGCCAGGAUGGGGAUGAGGAGCUGUACUUCCAUUCAGGGUCUCAGCACAUUAAAAUACCAACCAGGAGGACGUACAUCGACCCUGACACUUGUGAAGACCCCAUGCAGGCCGUGCACCUCUUUGCCAAAGAGCUGGAUAACGCUAGUAUUAAAAUUGAGAGGAUCAUUGGGACAGGAGAGUUUGGAGAAAUCUGCCGGGGAUGCCUGAAGCUGCCCAGCAAGCGAGAGCUGCCGGUGGCAAUCCAGACCCUGCGGGCAGGGUGCUCGGAGAAGCAGCAGCGCUCCUUCCUGGCGGAGGCAAGCACCAUGGGCCAGUUUGAUCACUCCAAUGUCAUCCGCCUGGAGGGGGUCAUCACCAGAGGGAGUACCAUGAUGAUAGUGAUGGAGUACAUGGGGAAUGGUGUGCUGGACUCUUUUCUCAGGAAGCAUGAGGGACAGUUCACGGCCACCCAGCUCGUUUGCAUGUUGCAGGGGAUUGCCUCUGGCAUGAAGUACCUGGCAGAAAUGGGUUACAUCCAUAAAAGCCUUGCUGCCCACAAAGUCCUUGUGAACAGCAGCCUGGCUUGCAAAAUAACUGGUUUCAGACGGCCACAAGAAGAUAAGAUGGAGACCAUCUUCUCCACCACGCGCGGGAAGAGCCUGGUGCUGUGGUCAGCCCCCGAAGCCAUCCAGUAUCACCACUUCAGUCCGGCCAGCGACGUGUGGAGCUUCGGCAUCGUCAUGUGGGAAGUCAUGUCCUAUGGCGAGAGACCCUACUGGGACAUGUCCAACCAGGACGUGAUGAAGGCUGUGGAGGAUGGGUUCCGCCUGCCCGCCCCGGUGAACUGCCAGCCACCCCUCCACCAGCUCAUGCUCGACUGCUGGCAGAAGGACCGCAGCCAGAGACCCAAAUUCUCGCACAUCCACAACAUCCUGAGCAAGUUGGUGCAGAGCCCGGAGCCCCCAAAGUGCCCCAACUCCACGUGCACCAGCACGUCCAUCCCCCUCACUGAGCGUACCUUCUCAGCCUUCCCAUCUUUCAGCUCCGUAGGCGAGUGGCUGGAAGCGAUAGAAAUGGGCAGGUACAAAGACAACUUCACCGCUGCGGGCUACUGCUACCUGGAAUCAGUGGCCCGGAUGACAGCCCAAGAUGUCCUCAGCCUGGGGAUCACGCUGGCGGAGCACCAGAAGACCAUCCUGAGCGGGAUCCAGACUCUCCGGGCCCAGGUGAUACAAAUGCAUGGCCGAGGCGUGCAGGUGUGA